CGUGUGUUUUGUUGGUGCCUCGCCGAAGGUGUCACGCAGUCCUGCUUCAUACGUGAAUCAAAAUGGCAUCCGCGGAACAGGUCGGCCUCAACAAAACGUGGGAAUUAUCGCUUUACGAGCUACACCGGACCCCUCAGGACGUCAUCACCGACAACACGGAGAUCGCUGUCAGUCCGCGCAGUCUGCACAGCGAACUGAUGUGUCCCAUUUGUCUGGACAUGCUGAAGAAGACUAUGACGACGAAGGAGUGCCUGCACCGUUUCUGCUCGGACUGCAUUAUCACGGCUUUACGGAGCGGUAACAAAGAGUGUCCUACGUGCAGGAAGAAACUGGUCUCCAAACGUUCCCUCAGGCCGGAUCCGAAUUUCGACUUGUUAAUUUCCAAGAUCUAUCCGAGCCGGGACGAGUACGAGGCGCAUCAGGAGCGAGUCCUCGCCAAACUGAACAAGUCGCACUCGCAGGCCGCGCUCGUAAACUCCAUCACGGAAGGCAUCAAACUGCAGAGCCAGAAUCGUCCGCAACGUUCCAGGAAAAAUGCGAACGAGUCGGAGAACGCGAGUAACGCGACUUCUUACAACAACACGUCCAACACCAGCUGUCCCACCACGCCGAACGCGUCUGCGAACGCGGCGAAUCAGAGCGAUUCUUCGCAGAGCACCGGCCCGUUGAACAGCGGAGCUAUCUCCAGCAGUUCGCAAAAUGCCAACAGCAUCUCCCAACCUGCGAGCAGCCCGGCCGUUUCCGGGACGACAUCCAGAAAUUCGACCACGCCAUCGCCGAACCCUGCCAAUCAGAUCCCGAAGCCGCCGAAACGGCAGAAGAGCCUCCAGAAUUCGGAAAACGACUCCUCCAGCGCCGAGGCCGAGACUGGUGGCGGUGAUUCCAUGGUCGAUACGGAGGGCGAAGGGCCCAGCGAGCCUCUCAUGCUGAACGAGAUCGAGCUUGUGUUCAAGCCGCAUCCCACAGAGAUGGCCGGUGACAAUUCUCUCAUAAAAGCGUUGAAGGAGAACAGUAUUCGCUACAUAAAGACCACGGCAAACGCCACAGUGGACCACUUGAGUAAAUACCUGGCGAUGCGGCUGACGUUGGACCUGGACACGGAAUUGUCCGAAUCCGACAGGCUGUUGAAUUUCUGCAUCUACAUCGCGCCCUCGCCCGGCCAGCUCGUGGUGUUGAGCGGCUCACAGACGUUGCGGCAGGUGAACGACAGAUUCUGGCGCGUCAAUCGACCCUUGGAAAUGUUCUACUCGUGGAAGAAGACCUAGGGAAGGCCUCGGAAGUAUCAGUCGGACGGGAAUUAAUCGCGCUCCCCGGAAACGCGAUCGAAUCUUGCCACCUGCUUACGCGAAGUGCAGUAAAACGCGUGCCGAUACGUUGAGGCCGCGUAUGUCAGCGAUGUAUCGUGUUGUACUUUCGCGAACCCUUCACCGAUCUGCUUCGACAGACGCGGGGGGAGAUGUUCUGUCGUUCAUUGUUCAUCGUAGAAAACGGUGCGAUUCUUACGGUCCUUAGAACUCGUUGCUAGCGACCAUUUUUUUCAGCGGACAACGAGAUCUCGAUCGGAUUGUCAGUCGAGGUUGGUGGUGAAACUGAACAUUUUCGGGGUCAGUUUAAGCGGCGUUCGUUAAGGGUGUGUCCUGUUACUACCAUCCACGAUGUAGGGUGCAAUAUCUCAGAAAUGUGAUACCUUCUAUACGUCUAAGUUAAUUUCUUAUCGAUGUACUCGCAAGAUUUUUAGCACACAACGAUAUUGUUAUUAUUCAUUUUACGGUUACAUUGAUUUUGAUCGCGUUAGUGUAUUACGUUACAUAACUCUCGUAACAGGAAGCCAUCUUCGCCGUGAAACGUGAUCGUGGCUCGAAAUUUUUCAGAGAUCCCACCCAACUACGGGUGAUAAUCCUGCGAUAAUCCAGACGUUGCCUUACUGACCGUGCAAGGGGCCAUUAAAAAGCACUUCAUAUCACUGAUAUAGUCGAUAACGCGUGAUCGAAAGCUGUAAGCUGACAAGAAGCUCUCGCGAAUAACACCGAUUCUUUCGUUUCCUUCCGAUAAAAUACGCUUCAUGAUGUGUUACAUACGAUCGCGCCGACUGACAUGUUAAUUGUAGAGUUGGACGAUACGGUAUCGAUAUGAGAGCGUCAACGCAUCGAUACAUAGGGAAAUAGGCUUUUUCCCCAGAAUGAUAAAGUUUUCGCCAAUUGCGGGGGGAGGGGGGGGGGAACCCGAUUUUUCUGGGAGAAAUCCUUAUUUCUCAUUUGUAUCGAUACUGUAUCGCCCAGCUCCAGUUACUCGAUUCGCCGAUUAUGCGUCGAGGCGACUCGAAUUCGCUCGUCUGUGUGUCUCGCGAGAAUUUCGGCCGAGUUCGCAGUCGUUAACACUCGUCGACAAAUUUUAAUCGGCGACGAAUAAUUUUCGGAGCGCACGAUCGUCGCUUAAACUCCGAAUGCUUAAAAGGCCGAGAGCGGCCGUUCGAGGCGGCGCUUAAAUUAAUGAAACCAGCCGCUCGACGGAUGUGUAUAUGAACGAACGGAAGCCUAUAAUCGAAUUGUUAUUACCAUUUGACAUCGUAUAUUGAGUAAUAUCUACGGAGAUUAUGUACAUUCGUAAUACUGGUAUAUGUUAUAUACUCGCGCCUAUCCGUACAUGUUAUUCCACGCCGUUCAAUGGUCUCGAUAUAGUCAUUAACUUAUUUCAAUAAUUCUUAAUCAAUUGCGGACCAUUCUAUAUAGUUUGCGGUGAAGAAGAGUGAAUAAAUACAUGUAUUAUAUAUA
Messenger RNA from Dinoponera quadriceps, 2771 nucleotides. RefSeq names its product E3 ubiquitin-protein ligase RING1 (gene Sce). Gene Ontology annotation, cellular component: PcG protein complex; ubiquitin ligase complex. Lineage: Eukaryota; Metazoa; Arthropoda; Insecta; Hymenoptera; Formicidae. Bases 63 to 1265 code for a protein of 400 amino acids. The transcript has 4 exons. The record is from RefSeq and is a predicted model, not a curated record. Gene Ontology annotation, molecular function: ubiquitin protein ligase activity; chromatin binding.